AUGGGCCGUUGCCUGAAGUUAACCACUAUAUUUAAGAUGAAAAGGCCUCAUACUGAUUAUGUUGGUAUCUCAUCCUAUAAGCGACAAAGGCUUGUCUCUGAUUUAGAGAAUUUAUCACUUAAUGAUGAACCCUUGCAAGGUGUUGGCGCUAAGAGGUACAGUUCAGGUUUGGAGUUAUGUUGUGAAAGACAGAUUGAUUAUGAGGUGUUGCCAGACUGUCUGAAAGAACAAAUAGUAGGGCUAGUACGUGGUGAUGGGGAAGAAGAUAAGACACUAAUUCAAACUAGGGUUUUAAGGAUGGUAUGGGAAGAUGUUUAUCAGAAGGGUAUGCAAGUAGUGAAGUGGGUUAAUUGGAAGGAAUAUAUGUAUAAGUCAUGGUUGAGCUGGUACCAGCGAUGGACUUAUAUGUUGGAGACGUUAGAAGAUGUUGAUAUGGAAAAUUACGAUAGCGACGUUGUUAUGGAGGACGUAGAUAUGGAGGGUUAG
This is a messenger RNA of Eremothecium sinecaudum, 486 nucleotides long. RefSeq lists its product as uncharacterized. NCBI's taxonomy places the organism in Eukaryota, Fungi, Ascomycota, Saccharomycetes, Saccharomycetales, Saccharomycetaceae. The transcript has a single exon. The record is from RefSeq and is a predicted model, not a curated record. The coding region runs from base 1 to 486 and encodes 161 amino acids.